AUGCGUUACAACAUCCAGCGAUUGUCGGCGAAAGGAGUAUCAGCUGAGUACAGCCAGACGCUUGACAAACAGAUAAGUGCAAUCAACGUUAGCGACAACAUCAACAAUCUAUGGGAGUCAAUCCAUGGAGCGGAGAGCACAACAGCACGAGAAGUGAUCUUGUUGGCUACAAGAUCAACAGGGCAGUUCAUAGGUUCCUCGAGCUUGUAUCUCAUUCUUGUAGUAGUGCUGUUAGCCGCACCAACCUUCUCAAAUGCUGAACGACGGCGGGCAUAUUACCGAAAAACAACCACAACCAGCACUGCAGCGCCGAUUGUAGAGGAAACCUCCAGUUCCGAGGCCAAAUAUCAUGAUAGCGCAGGGGAAGGUCUGUAUACGGUUGGCGAUUCAUUUACAAUAGGUGGUGGUUUUUCUUCGUCCACGCCCAGGGAUAACAUUGCCAAAGGAAGUGCCUUCAAGCCUGUCACUAGCAGCGGUGAUAAACUGACAUCGUUCUCUGAAUAUGGAUAUGGCGGCACACAGAUAUCCGAUCACAAUGACUCUGGCUCGGACGAAGAUUAUGGAAUCAACCUGAAAAACAUUAAACCUCUCAAAUCAUCCUCGAGUUCCAGCAGUUUCAAACCUUCUGGAUCAUUUGAUUUUCUGAACACUGACUAUUUGAAAUCACCUUCGGACAGUAAAACGAAAACCUCCUACACCAAUAAAUUUUCAAUUUCCCACCCCAAUCCCACGAAAUCAUCCCUGACGGGAUCAUCACUGAACUUUGACGGUAAGGUGAAGAAGCUGUCAUCUUUCUCGUUUGACGACUCUGCACUUGCAUCGUACACUCCCAACAAGAACAAGAAGAACAAACUUUCACUAGACGACGACUCCUUCGGAGGUGGCAGCUCAUUUGGACUCAGUAAUAACUUCGGUGUCGGUAAACUUGAUAAACCAUCUUCCUCCCAUUAUGGCAUUGACAGCGAAGAGAGCGGUUUUGGAAGUUCAAAAUUCAAAGCUUUUGGCAAAGGUAGUAGCGGAAGUAGUAGCUUCAAAAAUAAAUAUAACCUUGAUAGCGACGAGUCCGGAGAGAUAUACACAAAAGCAAAGAAUCCAAAACUGCACUCAUCCCAUGGCACCAAACUGAAAUCCUCCCACAACACAGAGUUUGAAAGCGACUUCGAUGUGAAAAACAUCAAGCUGCCUGGAACUCUCAACACGUUCAGACCUAACAACUUCCCUAAAUCGACAAAACACAAAUCCAAAUACGGUUCCGACAUUGACAACCCUAACCCGCUUGAAUUCCGACCUAACUUCAAACUGCAAGAUGUACCAAAUCUGUAUCCCGAUGAACAUAUAGGUGCAGGGAUUGCCGCCAAGGGUCAAAUCGAGAACUUUCUCAAUGCGGAGCACUCCUUCCGGAAUGAACCAAUCCGAACGACGCACUUCCUCGACGGUCACCCCGGCAAAAAGGGUCAGUAUAACCAGUUUUUGAAAUCUCAGGAGGAUGAACAGUUCGAAAAGGAAGCUCUAAAGGCACAGAUCGAAUACUUGAAAGCACAAGCCUCGAAGCGGCCAGUUGCUGAAGUGAGACGUCCACCCGGCCCUCCACCGUCAGCGAAGAUCAAUUCAGGCCCACCACGGGGUCGCCCAGUUCGUCGUAUUCCGCAGCUAGCUCCGCUUGGUGCUAAACAAUCCCGACCGCCAGUGAGGAUUCCGCAUUACAACGACAGACCGUACAGUAUUAGCUUCAAGCUCUAAAUCUAUGGUGACCCAAUCGGAUCCGUGGACGGAAAAGUAACGGAAUUGAGGAAGCAACCGUGCAAUUUGCCUUGAUGGAAAUAGAGUAAUUUAGUCGAUAGCAUUAGCAUUUAGGUAUUUAUUAAUUAUAGUUACUAGUGCGCCAAUUUUAGAUAUGAGUAGAAAAAAAAAAAUACAAAUGAAAAUUCUCAAACCUAA
Molecule: messenger RNA, 1938 nt
Organism: Armigeres subalbatus
Lineage: Eukaryota; Metazoa; Arthropoda; Insecta; Diptera; Culicidae
Exons: 7
Coding region: 1-1740 (579 amino acids)
Source: RefSeq, a predicted model, not a curated record